AUGAAGUAUAUUUUUCCCAAUUUAGUUGCUUUGAAUAUUGAUCUCCAAGCUAUGACCUCUAGUGCAGUUUUAGAAAGAAUUUUGAACAUGGAAAAAGCUUUUGUGGGUGAGAGGAACGAAUCACAGUCACAGAAUUUAGUUCCAUUUGAGAUUGACAGUGGCGCUGCUGUGUCCAAUAUAGCCAAAGAGUGGGUACAUAGGUUAAAACUAAAUAUGGAACCAUGCAAUAAAAAGCUAAGAGCUUAUGAUAACAUGAGAAUUGAUGUCUUAGGCAAAGUAUUAGCUCCUGUACUUUAUAAUACCACAAAGGUUUCUCAGCGCUUACCUUUUGGCUUGUCCUCAUCUCCUGGUAUUUUCCAAAGGUUUAUUUCUCAACUGUUGGCAAAUGUGGAGGGUGUAGCUGCUUAUUUAGAUGAUAUUAUUGUAAGUGGUGCUACCAAAAAGGAGCACGAUCACCGAUUAAGAAAGGUUUUGGAACUUUUGCAAGCGCAUAAUGUACAAAUAAAUAAGACUAACACUGUUUUGGAGACUGAUUCUAUUGAAUAUUUAGGAUACCACAUCUCAGGUGAAGGAGUCAAGCCAUCUUCAAAGGGACUGAAAGCUAUUUUAGAUUGCCCAUGUCCUACUUCUGUUGAAGAAGUUCAAUCUUUUUUAGGUAUGAUUACUUACAAUUGCAAGGUUGUAAAGAAUUUUUCUUCUAAGCUAGCGCCUUUGAAUUUUGUUGAUAGAACUGAUCAUAAACAAUUACUGGGACUUUUUGGAAGAGGGAAACGGAUUCCAUGUAAUACUAAUUCUAGAAUACAAAGAUGGGCUUUGUUGUUUUUGUUGUUAUCUCAGUAUGAUUAUGAAUUAGUUCACAAACCUGGGAAGGAUGUAAUUGCUGAUGCCGUAAGCAGAUUGCCACUUGAUGAUGAUUUUCAUUCUGGUACAUCAGCUGAGUGUGUUAAAUUGGUUGAAUUACUUGAUUUUGAUGACAUCUCUUUUCAGGCAGUUAAACGUUUCACCAAUAAGGAUGCUGUAUUGUCUCAGUUGAUAAAUUUUUUGAAACUGGGAUGGUCAAAGGAACAUAAUAUGUCACUUCUGGAAUAUGCCUCUGUAAAAGAUGAUUUAUCUCUCCAUAAUGAUGUAAUAUUGUAUAGAAAAAGGGUUUUGAUUCCCGUUGAGUUAAGAUGUAAGGUUUUGAACCAUUUGCAUUGUGGGCAUAAUGGUGUAAAUGCUAUGAAAGCCGAGGCAAGGAAUUGGGUAUGGUGGCCAAAGAUAGACCAGGACAUAGGAGAAGUCACAAAGAAUUGUAGCAUUUGUUUUAAGAAUUUUACGAAUCCUCAAGCUCCUACAUUGUCUUGGCCUAUUGUUGGUAACCCAUGGUCUCGACUGCACAUAGAUUAUGCAGGACCUAUUGAUGGCAAAUAUUUUUUUAUUAUUGUAAAUUCUCAUAGUAAAUUUUUGUAUAUUCGGUUUUCUAGUUCCACUAUGUCUGCUGUUACCAUUGGUCAUUUGAGGAAGACAUUCUGUAAUUUUGGUAUACCUGAUAUCAUUGUAUCGGAUAAUGCUUCAAAUUUUGUUUCUCAUGAGAUGGAGGAGUUCUUGCAUAAAAAUAGUAUUAAGUAUGUAACACUAGUAGCUCUUUAUCAUCCAUCCUCCAAUGGUCUGGCUGAAAGGGCUGUGAGAACAUUCAAGGAGGGCCUGGGAAAAUUUAAGAAGGGAGAUAUUCAGAACAGAAUUUGUAGAUUUUUGUAUAAUUAUAGGACUGUGAAUUCUUCCACUGACAAUAAUAAUAGGGGGGCUGAAGUAACUGUAAAUAAUGAUAGUGAAUGUUCAGUACAACCACCAAUGUUAAGGCGAUCCAGUUGA
Molecule: messenger RNA, 1851 nt
Organism: Macrobrachium nipponense
Lineage: Eukaryota; Metazoa; Arthropoda; Malacostraca; Decapoda; Palaemonidae
Exons: 5
Coding region: 1-1851 (616 amino acids)
Biological process (GO): DNA integration
Molecular function (GO): nucleic acid binding
Source: RefSeq, a predicted model, not a curated record